AUGCUCCAUCAAAUUUUGAAGAUUGGUAUAAACAGGAGAUGCUUUGGUACGGGUCAGACUCUAAAUAAGCACCAGAAUCUAGUUAAACUCACAAAUUCAAUUAAGCAAACCUUAAAUUCAACAAAGGGAGAUGUCAAAGUUGAUACAACUACGUUCACUAAAAUGAUCAAAGAUGUACUUAAUUUUAACUCAAAGAGAAAUGAAGUCCAAGUUUCAAAGCUUAUUGAUGAUAUCUUAAGCUCUCCGAACUUCAAAAUAAAUCAAGAAUCAUUAAAGGAGAUAAUGGUAUUAAAACCACCAGCAAGUCAUAUAAUAAAAAUCAUCAACGUUUAUUAUGCCAAAAAUCCAGAGGCACAUAUUCCUAGAUCGACAGCGAUGCUUCCUGUCAGGCAUUUAUUAUGGGAUGGUGACAUUGAGUCUGCUACAAAGGUGGUCGAACUUACCACCGGGUCACCUCAAUUCAUUGCAUACAAAAGGCAAAAACAAGCUCAUACCUUGAUGAAAUAUUUCGCUGGUCUUGGUGGAUUAGUCGGUACUGUCGAUAUUGGUUUUAGAAGUGCUGGCUUAGAACCAAUGGUUGGUGUUUAUGCUAUGAUUGUUACAUAUGUCUUGAAUAUGACACUUUUCGCGACCUUAUCAUUCAGUGAUAAGAUUACAGGUCAAUCGCCACUUAUUCAAUUCCAAAAAGGUGUUUCGCAAAUUUAUAGAUCUAGACAUUCAGAUGAACUUGAAAUGCUCACAAGAGUUGCUGAGGUUGACUCUAAGCUUAAUGGUGUUGAAGGGUUUUUAAGUGCUAACUUUGUGCAUAAACUAGAUAGUAAAGACUUGGAACCUGUUGAGCCUGAAAGUGAAAUAAUGAUGCAAGAAUAUUGGUUAUCUGGUGGUGAUAAUUUUGAAUGGUCCGAGCCUGAUCAAGAUCCUGCUGAUAUUAUAUGGGAAAAGAGAAUCAAUGAGCUAAGUCCUAAAACAUUGAAAAGUGGAACCAAGUGGACAGAGACGCUUAUUGAAGCCGAUCCUGAAACCCCAACAAUUACUGAUUUUCAGGGAGCAGCUCCUGUCUAA
Messenger RNA from Hansenula ciferrii, 1062 nucleotides. RefSeq lists its product as uncharacterized. The coding region runs from base 1 to 1062 and encodes 353 amino acids. NCBI's taxonomy places the organism in Eukaryota, Fungi, Ascomycota, Saccharomycetes, Phaffomycetales, Wickerhamomycetaceae. The record is from RefSeq and is a predicted model, not a curated record. The transcript has a single exon.